AUGGCUCUGCCGGCUGUCACCUCGCGGCGACCAGAACAGCGAGCGCUCCCCGACCGCACGAGGCAGCGGGGACACAGCGCGCCGGCCGCCUCGGGCUCCCGGGCCUCGGUUCCUAGUCCCAGGCCUCCGUUCCGGGGCCCCAGGGCUCUCAUCUUCGUCCUUUUGGGUGUCCUGCUGUCGAUUGCGGCUGCUUUAGCCAUGCCCAUAAGGCAGGAAAAAUUUCACCAGCAAUUAUCUGCCCCACAGGGAUGGAAACGCAGCCUCUCAGAGAAGUUGUGUCCACCAGGGUUCCAUAUGGAGGAAGCCAGCGGAGAUUGUACGCCGUGCAUGGAUAAGGUGGAUUACACCAAUUAUUCAAACACCCUCUCUUCUUGCUUACUCUGUAAGAUUUGCAAAUCAGGGGAAGAAGAGAAAAGUCCGUGUACCUCAACCAAGGACACUGAGUGUCAGUGCAAACCUGGCACUUUCCGUAGAGAAGAUGCACCUGAAUUCUGCUACAAGUGCAGCACCCGGUGCCCUGAUGGGAUGGUCGUGGCCACGCCCUGUAGCCCCUUCAGCGACCUCACAUGUGUGGACCAAAAAUCAGGCACUUCAGAGCUGGUGAUUGGAUUUGUAGCUGGAAUUAUACCUGUCUGUGUCCUGCUGCUGAUCGCAUAUGUUUUCUGGCGGUUCUUCAUUCAAGGUCGUGGUGUGGACCCUAAGUGCAUGGACAAAGUCCUCUUCUGGCGCUCACAUCCCUUAAGAGGUCCUGGGGCUCUGGACAAUGCCCACAACAAUAUGCUGAUCAACAGAGAUUCGCUGGUUGAUCUGGUCCCUGAGCAGGAGGCAGAAGAGCAGGUGAAGCCGACGGAUGUCACGGCCCAGUCCCAGGGGGAAGCAAAGCGUCUGCUGGAACCAGCAGAAGCGGAAGCGUCUCACACGAGAAGAAGGCUGCUGGUCCCAGCAAACGGUGCAGACCCCACUGAAAGCCUGAGGCUGUUCUUUGAUGACUUUGCAACCAUCGUGCCGUGUGACUCCUGGGAUUUGCUCAUGAGGAAGUUGGGCCUCACGCAAAAUGAGAUCCUUCUGGUCAGAGAAGGGGUCCGGGUCCCUCGGGAUGCCUUGUAUGAAAUGCUGGAUACUUGGGUCAGCAACAAGGGACGGGAGGCCUCAGUCAACACCCUGCUGGACGCCUUGGAAAAGCUGGGGCAAAGAUUGGCAAAGCAGAAAAUUCAGGACCACCUACUGGACUCGGGAAAGUAUGUCUAUGAAGAGAGCGAAGCAGGCUCUGCUGUGUCCUGA
This is a messenger RNA of Lipotes vexillifer (Yangtze River dolphin), 1281 nucleotides long. It is a transcript of the gene TNFRSF10A, whose product is annotated as TNF receptor superfamily member 10a. Gene Ontology annotation, cellular component: cell surface; plasma membrane. The record is from RefSeq and is a predicted model, not a curated record. Gene Ontology annotation, biological process: positive regulation of apoptotic process; TRAIL-activated apoptotic signaling pathway. NCBI's taxonomy places the organism in Eukaryota, Metazoa, Chordata, Mammalia, Artiodactyla, Lipotidae. Bases 1 to 1281 code for a protein of 426 amino acids. Gene Ontology annotation, molecular function: TRAIL binding. The transcript has 10 exons.